Spathaspora passalidarum NRRL Y-27907 is the source of this 2362-nucleotide messenger RNA. Its product is annotated as cleavage polyadenylation factor subunit. Gene Ontology annotation, molecular function: RNA binding; 5'-3' exonuclease activity; RNA endonuclease activity. Gene Ontology annotation, biological process: mRNA 3'-end processing by stem-loop binding and cleavage. The coding region runs from base 37 to 2325 and encodes 762 amino acids. Lineage: Eukaryota; Fungi; Ascomycota; Pichiomycetes; Serinales; Debaryomycetaceae. Gene Ontology annotation, cellular component: mRNA cleavage and polyadenylation specificity factor complex. The record is from RefSeq and is a predicted model, not a curated record. The transcript has a single exon.
AUCAUCACCACCACCACCACCACUACCUCCUCCUCCAUGACAGUAGAAGAAUUCUCCAAUGAAGAAAGCUUCAAGUUCUUUGGUCUAGGCGGGUGUAACGAAGUAGGCCGUUCUUGCCACAUUAUUGAAUACAAAAAUAAAGUAAUCAUGCUUGAUGCCGGGAUUCACCCUGCCCUCACCGGACACUCAUCCUUCCCGUUCUACGACGAAUACGACUUGUCCAAAGUCGAUAUCCUCCUCAUAAGUCAUUUCCAUCUAGAUCACGCAGCAUCGUUACCAUAUGUGAUGCAACAGACCACAUUCAAGGGACGUGUGUUUAUGACCCAGGCCACUAAGGCCAUUUAUCGGUGGUUACUUCAGGAUUUUGUCAGGGUUACCUCGAUAGGAACAACUAAAAUGGAAGGUGGCGAAGGACAGUCUAGUAAUUUGUAUACCGCCGACGAUAUCAUGAAAUCAUUUGAUCGAAUAGAAACAAUUGAUUACCAUUCCACCAUGGAGAUCGAGGGGAUAAAGUUCACUGCAUACCAUGCCGGGCAUGUCCUUGGGGCAUGUAUGUACUUUAUUGAAAUUGGUGGAUUAAAAGUAUUGUUCACGGGUGAUUACUCUAGAGAAGAGAAUAGACAUUUGCAUGCUGCAGAAAUCCCUCCUGUCAAACCAGAUAUUUUGAUCUCCGAAAGUACUUUUGGUACCGGUACGCUUGAAUCUAAAGCUGACUUGGAAAAGAAAUUAACAAACCAUAUCCAUGCUACAUUGACCAAAGGGGGGAGAGUCCUAUUACCCGUCUUUGCCCUUGGUAACACCCAAGAACUCUUGUUGAUUCUUGAUGAAUAUUGGAACAACAACGAAGAUCUUCAGAAUAUAAACGUAUACUAUGCAUCCAGUUUAGCAAAAAAGUGUAUGGCAGUGUACGAAACAUACACGAGUAUAAUGAAUGACAAAAUCCGGCUUUCUGCCUCCUCGUCGGGCCACAAGUCCAACCCGUUCGACUUCAAAUACAUAAAGUCGAUUCGAGACUUGGGCAAAUUCCAAGACAUGGGCCCAUCAGUGGUUAUUGCCGCCCCAGGGAUGUUGCAAGCUGGUAUAUCCCGUCAGCUAUUGGAAAAGUGGGCGCCUGACCCCAAGAAUCUUGUUAUAUUAACUGGUUAUUCCGUGGAAGGUACCAUGGCCAAAGAGCUCUUGAAAGAGCCUCACACGAUCCAAUCAGUAAACAAUCCGGAAAUGACGAUCCCGAGACGUAUUGGUAUUGAAGAGAUCUCGUUUGCUGCUCAUGUCGAUUUCCAGCAGAAUUCGGAGUUUAUUGAAAAAGUGUCACCAUCCAAGAUUAUCUUGGUUCAUGGAGACUCUGUUCCUAUGGGUAGAUUAAAGUCGGCCUUGUUGAGUAAGUACUCUUCUAGAAAGGGAACUGAACAGGAAGUCAAGGUGUUCAAUCCCAAGAAUUGCGAAGAAGUCAAGAUUGGAUUCAAAGGGUUGAAGGUUGCUAAAGUAUUGGGGUCUUUGGCCGAAGAACAAUUGCUGAUGUUGAAGAAGGAAAUUGAAACCAAGAUAGAAACAGAAAAUGAAAAGAUUGUUGAGAUUAAAGAGGAGAUGGAAGUGGAUGCAAAUGAUGGUGACAAGAAUGAAGCCGGUGUAGAUACACUUCACACUGGACAAUUCUUAUCUGGUGUCCUCGUUUCCAAAGAUUUCGACUUGAAUCUUCUUCAAUUACAAGAUCUCCAUGAAUUCACUCAAUUGUCUACCUCGUUCGUCAAAUCCAAAAUGAACUUGCGAAUCCAUGCCGACAUUUCGUUGAUGAUAUACCAUUUAGAACAAAUGUUUGGAUACAUAAACAUCCUCAAUGACGACGAAGAAGAAUGGGAAUGUGUGAUCAUGGACGUCGUUGACAUAUUUGUGGACAAAACCAAGACUGGACCUGGUCUUCAAAUCAGUGUUGAGUGGAUCAAUGACAAUUUAAUGGCAGACUCCCUAGCAGACAGUGUCAUUGCCAUUUUAUACUCUAUCGACUCAUCGCCGGCCUCGGUCAAGCUCUCGAGCACAACCCACACCCAUGUUAAACAAGAAACGGAGUCCAAGUCUGCACAUGCGAAAUCAGAGAUUGCCGAUCGAAUCAAGAGAAUAUCCACGCUUUUACGGGCCCAGUUCGGUGAUUGUUUGCAGGAUUUAGACAAUGACAAAGCGACAAUCACAAUCGGCAAACACGUAGCCAAGAUAGAUUACUUGAAUUUGACUGUGGAAUGUCCUUCCAAAGUCAUAAAGGACCGUGUGGAGAGUGUCAUACGAAGAGGAUGUACUUUGACUGCUCCAUUAAGUCAGUUUCAGAAGGUGUAAUUUACAUAGUUUAAUAAAAGUCGUGUAAUGUACAAAA